Sphaeroforma arctica JP610 is the source of this 167-nucleotide messenger RNA. RefSeq lists its product as hypothetical. The transcript has a single exon. The annotation marks the transcript as partial. The record is from RefSeq and is a predicted model, not a curated record. Lineage: Eukaryota; Ichthyosporea; Ichthyophonida.
GAAUCCGUUUGGUCAAAGUGCCAUCGGAAACCUCUCCUGCGGCACAGACAGCCAAAGCCACAGCGCAGCCCAACGAUGUCAGGGCAUCGCCUGAUCACCCCACCGCCGUAGUGUACUUGGUGCUGUGGGUACUAACAAUUGGCGUGUUUGUUUUGUCUAAGGUAUGA